UGAUUGGUUGAAGCAUCAGCAGUGUUUUAAUGUGGGGACGGAGCGAGCGCUCUCACUUCUCUCUAAAGGCUUUGAUGUGAAACAGGAAGCUGUUUGUGCAAAGCAGGUUCAUUCAGAGAGGAGCAAACACAGGCGGGAGGUCUCACUCCGACUUUAUUUAUCAAUCCAAAAAACUUUCACUUCUGCUGGCGGCCUGUGUGCUUUUCAGGAUUGAACCCUUUCCAGGAACCACAGGGGUCCUUGGGGAUCCCUCAAGAGAUUCCAGGGUCCUUGAAAUGAGUCCUGGAGUCCUUCUAAAGUCUCCGGGGUCAUUGAAAGUUAAAUCUGGAUGUUUGUCAUUGCUGUUUAAGUCCCUUGAAGUUUUCCAAGGUUCAUAAUCUCCUGGAUGCUUCUGGAGUUUCCAGGGACCUUGAAUGAAUCCUGGAGUUUGUCCAGGGUUUCCAGGGAUCCUUAAAAGAGUGAAAAGGGUCUUUGAUUUCCUGAAGGGGUUUAAGGGUCCUUGAAAUGGUUGUAGGAGUUCUUCCAGAGUUCCAGGAUCUUUUUAAGGCUGUGUUCAUCCUUCAGGAGCGUUCAGGAUCCUUGAAAUGGACUUCCAGAGUUUCCAGGGUUCUUUAUAUGAGUUUCUUGAAUUCUUGUGUGAAGUGUUUUGUUCUUCUAAAGAUCCUGAAGAUCCUUGAAAAUAUUAAGGAAACUUGUGAGGGCUAUUUGAGAAAUUCCAGGGUCCUUGAAAGAAUUCCAGGACUUCUUGAAAUGGCUCUAGGGGUCCUUGCAGAGUUGCAGGAUCUUUCUGAGGGUUGGUUUUGUCACUCAAGUGAUUCCAGGAGUUUUCAGGAGUCCUUGAAAGGUUCCAGGAGUCCUUGAAUUGGGUCCUGGCAUCCUUUCAGAGUUUUCACUGGUCUGUGCAGGAAUUCCAGGAUGCUUUAGAGGACUCCUGGGGUCCUUCAAGAUAUUCCAGGAGUCCUUGAAAUGUUUCCGGCUUGCGUUCAGAGUCUCAGAGGGUCAGAGGUUCCAGGAUGUUUGUGAAACAGUGGUGAGAGUGAGUCAUCGCCUGCAGCACAGAGGAUCUUUGGCAGCAUGUGUGAGAAGAAUCAAACCAGCAACUCUGAGACAAACAAGACAAACUAGACAUCAGAGGACGUCCGAGGACUCCGUCUGAGCUGCAGCUUCUUCUUCUCUUCAGGUUUUUCUUCUCUGCAGCUUCGAGAUGAAGGAUCAGAACUUUACAGACGACGUCUUAAAGAUCCUUCAGGAAGCUCCGAACGCCCGGAAAGCUCUGCUGGAAAACUACGACAACCUGAUGAAGGUGUCCGAGUACUGCAACAGCAACUACAUACAGUCAGGUGAGGACAGCAUGAAGGCGUUGGAGGAGACGAAGAACUUCACCACCCAAUCACUGGCCAGCGUGGCGUACCAGAUCAGCACGCUGGCCAGCAGCGUCCUCGGUCUGCUGGACGCGCAGACCAAUCAGCUGCGCCACAUGGAGUCCUCCAUCAACCUGAUUGGACAGACGGUGGAGAUGCACAAGGAGAAAGUUUCCCGGAGAGAGAUCGGCGUCUUCACGGCGGUGAGACGAGUCCCACGCAGCCACAAGAUCCUCCCUCCUGCUCCUGCCGGCACGCAGCCCCGCCCGCCGUACAGCCGCCGACCAAUCAACUACCAGCAGCUGGACAGCGUGGGCCACGGCAUCAAGGUCUCUGGGAAACAGUCGGACAGCAGAACAGGAACGAUCCGUAAACAUGGAUCCUCCGUCAGGUCCAACAAACCUCCAGAGCCGGUCCAGUGCCCGGUGGCGCCCCCUGUCAGCCGCUCCAGUUUUGGGACGCCCGUUGCUCCGCCCACCAUCCCCUCCACCUGGCAGGCUCCACCUGAGUGUGACAUCAUCACCACGCUGCUGGACGAAGCCCCACCUCCUCCUCCUACACCUGCCGAGAUGUUGGCUCAGGACCAUGACGUAGCUAACUCCUUGGCUCCGCCCCCUCCGCCUCCUCCACCUGACUUGUCUAGCGAGAUGGUGGCCCCACCCCCUCCCCCUCCUCCACCUCCUCCUUCAGGAGCGCCAUCCAAUCACAGUGUUCCACCACUGGCCCCGCCCCUCAGUCUCGAGACAGUGGUGGAGGAGAACUUCCUCCCCCCUCCCCCUCCUCCCUCUGGUGAUGACGGCUUCCCUCCGCCGACCAGUGAACUGCCAGCCCCGCCCCCUCCACCUCCAUCCAUCCAGGAAGUAGACGUGACCCUCUCCUCCAGGAGGAGUCGCCGUCGUCGCUCGCCCCCCAGCACUCGCUCUCUCUCUAUGAGGGUCCGCUCUGGCCCCGCCUCCCGCUGCCGCUACACUCGCUCUCUCUUCCUGCCUGCUGUCCAAUCACUGAUGAUACCUCCUCCUCCCUCCUAUCCUCCCCCCAAAGCUCCUCCUCUGCCUCCCCCCUCCUCCCCCUCCUCCUCCUCCCCCUCUUCUUCCUUCCUCCUGCUCUCCCCCUCCUCCUCCUCCUCGUCACCUCGGCUCUGCUUACCUGCUCGCCUCGAACACCUGGACCUGGAGAUCCCAGUCCCGCCCCCUCCUCUCUUGGACUAUGAGGGUGGCUUUGAUGACAUCAUGCCCCCCCUCCCUCCACCAGUGGACUACGACACCAACGCCCCUCCAGAUUACCUGGAGAAAGUGGUGGCGCUGUACAGCUACGAGGCGUCGAAGUCCGAUGACCUGGCCCUCACUGAGGGUGACAUCAUCUACCUGACACGUCGCCAUGACAACGGCUGGUGUGAGGGAUUCCUCAAUGGCAAGCAGGGCUUCUUCCCUCAAAACUACGUCCAAUCAUGUGGCUAGACUGAAGCCCCGCCCCUGACAGUGAUGUCAUUUCCUGUCCUCUGUACGUCUGUCUGGUCACAUGACUGAAUGAAACUUCUGCCUGUUAUUGUGUGUUUUUACUUUUUCUCUUCAUCCAGAGUCUCACGUUUGGCUUCUUUAGCAGAACUAGAACUAGAGCAGGAAGAUCUGAUCCCAGUCUAUUGUUGUAGAAAUUUAAUGUGUGCAGGUUAUUGAUUACAGCAGGUUAUUGAUUACAGCUGAUCACUUUGAGUCCUUUCACCCAGACAGAAAAUAAAAAGACAGAAAAACUUUAAGAACUUUAUGGCUGUAAUUAAAACAAGCACUCUGGUGUUAUUCUAUAUUUUUCUUAUCGUCAGCAGAUCUGAUGCUCAGAGUCAAACCAACAACCUGCUCGUCCGUCUCUGAAUACUUUCCCCCUCUGUCUGUGUCUCUCAGCUCAGAGCUGAUUGGUUCCUACUGAAGAUCCUUAAAAACACCUCACACAUAUAUAGCAUAAUAGCACUGUAGUAAUAUAUAGUACAGUAGUAAUAUAUAUAGUAUAGUUUGUUUCACAAAGGCAGCAUGAACAUAUUGUUAGAAAGAUAAAUACAGACAGCAGAAGGUUAAAGACGUGGGCUUUGUUGACAAGAAGAAAAAUAUAGAACAUCAGAGAUUUGAUGCUGAAAGUGAAACUAUCCUGAAAAAACAAAUUGAUGUUAAGACGCUCAGAAAGCAAAUAAUCAGACACAUCUUUACACGUUUGUGAUGAAUAAAUGUAGAAAUAUAUCUGUUAUUGUGUGUAUAAGGUACAACAGACAUUAGAUUGAGAAGUGGGAACAGUAUUUACAAAUCAGUAUUUUGUGGUAUUUAUUAAAACAUCCGUAUAUAACGUGAACCAGACGGCAGCAGAACAGAGUUUAUUUAUGCAAAGCUUAACAAACUGAGUCAUUACUGCUUUUAGUUUAAUUUUCUUGCUCAGAAUCUGAUCAGAAUCAGCUGAUUGAUUGAUGCAACACACACACACACACACACACACACACACACACACACACAUACACACACACACACACACUGUAGAGCUCAAACUAAGAAUUAUAAACAUCAUCAGUGUUUAUUUAACAGUCACAAUAUAGUUUUAUUUAAAUGAUAAAAGAGAAAUAAUGAAGUAUUAUGACUAUUAUACAAUUACAAAUAGUAAAAUGAUCAAUAAACAUGAGAAUUAAUAAUGUAACACCAGUAUUGUGUCUGUAAAUGAUCAAUAAAUUAAUGAAUGUUUAA
Thunnus maccoyii (southern bluefin tuna) is the source of this 4078-nucleotide messenger RNA. RefSeq names its product ABI family, member 3a (gene abi3a). Bases 1205 to 2818 code for a protein of 537 amino acids. Gene Ontology annotation, molecular function: SH3 domain binding. The transcript has 12 exons. NCBI's taxonomy places the organism in Eukaryota, Metazoa, Chordata, Actinopteri, Scombriformes, Scombridae. The record is from RefSeq and is a predicted model, not a curated record. Gene Ontology annotation, cellular component: lamellipodium.